Messenger RNA from Blastocystis hominis, 1296 nucleotides. RefSeq lists its product as hypothetical. Gene Ontology annotation, molecular function: UFM1 ligase activity. The record is from RefSeq and is a predicted model, not a curated record. Gene Ontology annotation, cellular component: endoplasmic reticulum membrane. Gene Ontology annotation, biological process: response to endoplasmic reticulum stress; protein K69-linked ufmylation; regulation of proteasomal ubiquitin-dependent protein catabolic process. NCBI's taxonomy places the organism in Eukaryota, Bigyra, Opalinata, Blastocystidae.
AUGAAAGAACUACAGGAUGCUCAAGAGGCUGACGUGACUCACAAGCUGUCUGAACGGAAUGUUGUAGAAAUCGUGGAAAAGAUUACAAAGAAAGGACUCAUCGAUCUUUUGAAUACUCGAUCUGGAAUUCGUGAAUACCUCACUUGGAGUGAAUUAGAAACCGAGAUAUUGGAAGAAAUCGAUGCUCAUGAUGGUCGAGUGACUUACCAGGAAUUAGAAGAUGCGAUUAACGUUGAUAUUACGUACAUUGAGAAGUCGGUGAAGGAGUUGUGCAGUCGUAACUGCGGAGUCAUGAACUUACGCAAUCAAGAGAUUAUCAGCGAUCGCUACACCGACAAUCUGGUCACGCGUAGCAUUUCCCAGAUUCAAUUCCAUGGCAUCAUGAAAGUCGGUCUUUUGGCCACUCGCUUCAACGUCCCGGUGAAUUUCCUCCAGUCCUCCGUGAUUCCUCUCAUCUGCGAGCGUAGCCCCGACAUCCAAUUCAAAAACGGAGAUCUCUUUACCACGAGUUUCAUUCGUCGAAACCAAGCCCGCAUCCGCGGUCUCUGCGCGGCCAUCGACCGUCCCUGCCUGCUUUCGGAGCUCAGCGAGCUGUUCGUGGAAACAUACUCAUUGGAGAAAACGUUCCUCCAGGAAUCGAUCGAGCAGCUUUUGAAGCGCGGAGACGUGCGAGGAAGCAUCAAAACGGGGUCGUUCAUCCCCCACAAAUUCGAGAGCCAGAAGACCGACGCGCUGCUGAGCUUCCUCCGCACGAACCAGUACAUUUCGAAGCAGCAGCUGCACCAAAACCGAGUCGGAAUGGAACGGAUUCAUCACAACCAGAUCGAUUCGCCUUCGGCGUAUUUCCAAAAACAAGGAUAUUCUCAUUCGCUCAUCGAACUCGAUUCUAUUUGGGUCGGCGACGAUUUGGUCGAGGAGUUUCACUCCACGAUCACCGAGUUCGUCAACGAGGACGGAUUCAUCGAGCUUUCCACCGUGUUUCCGCCUUCUUUCACCCCCAAAGACGUUUCUCUCGUUUUGAAACAGAUCCCAAAACUCGCCUUUGAGUUCGCCGUCAAUUCGCCAACGAUCUACACGGUUCUCGGCGACUUCGUCGUUCGAACGGAUCUCCUCAACACGCUCGCGUUGAAUCAUCUGCGAAGCAUGGAGUCCGCAGUCCUCAACGCGCUUCAGAAGAACCAAACGCUCGACUCCUGCGUUCCAUCCAUCGAGAAACUGCAGGAAGAGCUGCGAGAAGCGAGCGUAUGCGACGGAUUUGCAGUGAAACGAUACGAUGGAGGAAACGUGCGUCAAUGA